Molecule: messenger RNA, 3819 nt
Organism: Cladocopium goreaui
Lineage: Eukaryota; Dinophyceae; Suessiales; Symbiodiniaceae
Source: the annotation of a GenBank genome assembly
AUGCAGGUGUAUGAGGCUUCUGUCCACAUCCCCCUUGAGGAGCGCUCUUGGACUUGCAAAGUUUGUUCUGCUGGGCUUCCCCACAUCAGCAUUAAAGCAAACUUGGAACGGAGCAAAAUGGAACAUUUCAAAGCUCAACACCCCGACUUGGACCCCAAAUCGGCUCAAAGUUUCACUUCCAAGACUGGCAUUAUCAGGACCCUGCGGGAGGCACAGGAGAACAAUUACAAGAGGCUUGCCAAGGUUGCGGAAGCUAAAGGUCACGUCCCGGUUUCCUGUUGGAUCAGCCCCAAACCUGGUGCCCCUGAUGCUCACAAAAUUGUUCUCCCUUUGUGUUCUCGAUGUUUGAUCACGGGUACUCAAUUGAAAUUCAAGCGCGCCCCAUGUGGAACUACUGAGGUGGCUCCUAGCAAAACUAUUACUAUCCUUAGAAAAAUGAUUUUUGAUGAUCCUUCCAAUGCUCUUGCGAUUCAGACUUGUCUUGCUUUUGAUGGGGAGACCUGGAGGAAGACCAACAUCAUUCCUAAAUCUCACCUUGCUGUUGAUCGCAUUGCCGGUUAUAGAAGUGUUUCCUCUGACAAUCAUGUUCUUCCGGGAUAUGAGCAGCUUGGUUUCCCGCGGGGGGAGCAGAAGCUGGCAGACCUCCGACACGGGGGCCACAAUGCUGAGAGAAUUGGUGAGGCCAGUCACCCUGGCCCUGCAAACAUAAUCAAUCAGAUUAGUGUUUACUGUUGCAAUGUCCAGUCUGCCACGGGGGCCUGGGCCUUGCUGGAACAUGGUAGUUGCAAAACUGACGAGUUGCGGAUUUGGUGCUUACAAGAAACCAGGAUGAAAGAUUAUGAGGCUCAAGCAUUUCACAGGGCUGCGCAGCGUCGUGGCUACAAGGUUUACCAACUGGCGGGGAACACCACUUUGGAUAGGUGGGGUCAACCUCGCGCUGCUGGAGGAGUUGCCAUGUUGAUUGAUAACAGGCUUUCAUGUCGCAAUCCUUUGUACAAACUGGGUUCCUGCAGUCAAACGCUUGGCAUUUGGGUUGAGGAUUGGUUUGUUUGCACUUUCUAUGCGCCCCCUGACCGAUCCAAUCGACGGGACAAUGCCCAAACCGAGGUUGCUGAACAGAUUACAGAAAUCUUGCAUGAGAGUCAGGCUCAAAGGUGGCUCUUCUGUGGUGAUGCCAAUGAAAUUCCAGGUGACAGUACGAUUGAGGCGGCCUUAGUUGCGCAAGGGGGCACCACAUUGCAAAUCAACCGUGGUACUAGGUGGCAAUCUGACCGAGAAAUUGACUGGUUCAACUGUAAUGAUCAUAGUCUUUGCUUGCAACCUCAGUGCGUUGAAUUGCAUGUUUCUGACCAUGUCCCACUGUGCCUUCAGAUUCCUGUCAGGGACGUUAAUUUGCAAAUUCAAGCCCUUCAAAUGGGUCCUAACUGGGCUAAACCGGCGGGGUUGGACCAAGAAACUUGGAGAGAGCAUGUUGAGAAGGUCUGGGAAAACAUGUCCGACGAUGUUUCGGCUUUUAAGAACUCUCUGACUAGAGUCUCUGCUGAUGUGGUGGAUGUUGAUGCGGACUGGGAUAGGUUCAUGGUCCUUUUGGACACUCUCAUGAGACAAUCUUUCUCUGAUAUCGCUGCUAAUAACAACCACCCUGUGAUUCAAGCUGAAGCUGGCAAAAGGCUCAAACAAAAGCAAAUCAAAGGGCGCAUGCCCUCCUUGAAAACUCGACAGCGUCGACGUUGUCAUCCUCAGCUGGCUCAAGGGGAUAUGCAGGUCGCUAAGCUUCGCCGUAAAGUUGCCCGGCUGUUUGAACUUCAGCGUUGUUUGCAGAAGAGCAUCAAUGAACCAGAAAUCAGUGUGCGGCGGCGUUUUCAGAACACUGCCAAAGAUUUGAUCAAAAAACUGCGCUUGGGAUCAGAAGGAUGGAGUCUGCGCCAUGUCUGGUAUCAACUCAAUGAUGCCAGACCUGCUCUUGCUGAGCUUGAAAAGUCAGUCCGAGAAAGACGGCUGGCUCAGUGGCGUGAACGCAGCGAAAAUGAUAUUAAGUAUGCUUCCAAAUGGUUGAAAAGUCGAAAUAAACCGCAGAAUGUUCACAUCAGCGUGCAAGGAGCCCCUGAACCAGAUCCUAACAAAGCAGUGCAGCAUCUACGAAAUUUCUGGACUGGCUUCUGGAAAGAAAGUGAUGACUCAUCACCUGAUGACACUGCUAUCAUCCAGCAACUUCUUCAAGAUACUCCUCUCCGGGAGGCCAGCACUUGGGAACCCCCUACUGCCAUUAUGGUCAAGGCCCAGGCUACGAAUAGCCGCGGUUCUGCAGGUGCCGAUGGAUGGACUGGCGAGGAACUUGGCUCUUUGCCUCUUGGGGUCUGGGAAUUGUUUACGGUUUUGAGUGCGAGCUGGCUUCGACAAGGGUCGGUGCCCACUAUCCUUCUACAAGCUAGAGCUGUUUUCUUGCCUAAGCCUAACAAAGUUGCGAAGGGUCUUUGUGGACUUGCAGAUGUUCGCCCUAUCACCGUGCUAUCUGCUUGGUGGCGGAUAUGGCUCAGCGCAUGGCUUCAAACAAGUCACAUGACUGUUUGGAUCUCGGAAGUUUUGGAUGAAUCUGUUGUUUACGGCAAGCAAUCGGAUGCCCAAACCAGUGCUGCGGGAAUUUUGGAUGCCUAUGGUAGACAUGGCUAUUUGGCUUCCCUGGAUUUUACGAAAUGCUUUGACCUCUUGAGGCCCAGUGCUUGCUGUGCCCUCCUCAAACAAAAUGGUUUCUGUCAUUUGAUGAGCGAUCUGUGUAGUCACUUUUGGACAAAGCAUGUCCGUUGGUGCACUUGGCAACAAGUGACGGAUCACACCACUUUGUGUUCCGGGCAGAUGGCGGUUCCUCAGGGUGAUCCGUGGGGACCCCUGAUGAUUGCAUUGUAUCUCAGUGCUGGCCAGAGAUACAUUCGACAAAGGCUUCCGCAUGUGGCUGGUGCUGCUAGCAACUACAUGGAUGAUCGCUCCUUUACUAGCACCACUGCUAUUGGCCUGGUGGAAACUAUUCAAGGAUGGGCUGAAUGGUCUGCUCAAGUCGGCCUUCGUGAAAGUGAAAAGGGUCAAUGCACGGCCAGAUCACUCAAAAACAAAGAGGCCCUUCAAGCGUGUUUGCACAACCAAAGUAUGUUUGUCCAGGAAGCUACGUUCCUUGGGGUGUCCACCCGUGGGGCACCUCGGAGAAAUAGCGACAAAGAGAAUGCUCGCGUGGCUGAUGCUUGCAAUCAGUACAAACUCCUUGCUACUCUUCGGCUGUCGGCUGAGAGGUAUGCUUUCUACUCCCGGUAUUUUGCCAUCAGUAAGGUCACAUAUGGCUGGCUUGGUCGCUCCCCCACUCAAGGGCUUUGCACAAAGCUGUGGAAUGCUUUGAAGGCUGGACAACGUGUCGCUGCGACCAAUGCUGGUUGCAGAACAGUGUCAGUUGGGGCCAGUGUGAGUCCUGCUUGGAGGGGCGAAUUGUGUCCCUUUUGUCACAACACCCUUGGUUCCUGGCAACAUCUUGCCUGGCACUGUCCUGCCAGUCCGGUUGCUGAUCUAAGGCCACACCCAAUGCCCAUCAAGGCUAUCUCUUGGAGAUUUGGAUGGGACAACAAUCCUGAAAUUCUUAGGUACUUAGGUUGCGUGCAGCACGCGUUGUGGGACGCGCUGUACAGAACAAAUGGUGCCGCCGCUGAUGAUGUGGAGGUGGCAAGUGAUGGCGCUCGCGCUGAUGAUGCUGCCGCUGAUGGAGCGGCAAGCGCUGGCGCUGCUGCUGGUGCUGCUGCUGUUGGAGCGGCAAGCGCUGGCGCUGCAGCUGGUGAUUAG